AUGCCGUUCUCCGGGAUAUACCCUGCAAAUGGCAAGGUGUAUCGCCGCAAGCACUUUGCUAGCGGGAGACACAAGGAUCCCCAACAGUCCAGGGACGUAAGUGACGCGGAGGCGGCUCACUCUCCUCAUCAUACAACGGUGGAUUGGACGGGCCACGAUCCGGCUUUCCGGCCCCAGAAAGGUUCCGACUAUGAAGCACAGGCAGUGUGCAAACUCUCGGCUGCGAAUGUUGCGGUGUCCCCCGCCUUAUGCUGGAGAGAUGCGCUGUGGGAAGGCUACGCACCGCGAGUCCAGAACUGGGGCCCAGCGACAGUCCGCAUCGGCCUGGGCACCACGGAGCGUCUCUGCUCGGUUCUUCUGGACACGGGCAGCCCUUAUAAUAUAAUUUUCCGUGAUCAUGCUCUCACCAUCCCCGGAGCCAUCAUACGCGAGUGCGAUCCCUUCUACAUAGAAGACUGGGGUAAAGAGGAUGGCACGUUAUCUCACAGCCACAAGGUUUCCUCCUACGCUGUCUUUUUUGUCUACGUCCCGGAGCACCUUAGUAGACAAUGCUCGAAUCGACGCUGGGAGCGCAUAGUCGUGAGAGCAUGGUGUGUCUCGGGAUGGUCGGACAACCCGGUACUUCUCGGUAUCCCCUUCAUGUACCAAGAGUCAAUCACUCUGGAUGUCAGGAAUGGGACUGGAGUGCUCGGCUCUGGCGGCUUUGAGUUCCGUUUGGAUUUGACUUCUGAUUAG
This is a messenger RNA of Aspergillus homomorphus CBS 101889, 735 nucleotides long. RefSeq lists its product as uncharacterized. Gene Ontology annotation, molecular function: aspartic-type endopeptidase activity. Bases 1 to 735 code for a protein of 244 amino acids. The record is from RefSeq and is a predicted model, not a curated record. NCBI's taxonomy places the organism in Eukaryota, Fungi, Ascomycota, Eurotiomycetes, Eurotiales, Aspergillaceae. The transcript has a single exon. Gene Ontology annotation, biological process: proteolysis.